Messenger RNA from Penicillium olsonii, 1263 nucleotides. The record is from the annotation of a GenBank genome assembly. Lineage: Eukaryota; Fungi; Ascomycota; Eurotiomycetes; Eurotiales; Aspergillaceae.
AUGCAAUUGCUACGACUGGUAAUAGCAUUGGCUAUUGUGCUAUGCUCUGUCGUCGUCAUUGCCGCAGAAGACUACUACAAAGUGCUUGGACUUGACAAGUCCGCAUCCGAGAGAGAUAUCAAGCGCGCAUACCGAACAUUGAGCAAAAAAUACCACCCUGAUAAGAACCCCGGCGAUGACAACGCACGCGAAAAGUUCGUCACAAUAGCAGACGCCUACGAAGUGCUAUCGACCAGCAAACUGCGCAAAGUAUACGACCAAUACGGCCACGAUGGCGUGGAGCAACACCGCAAAGGCGAAGCGGCCGGAGGCAGCCACGACCCCUUCGAUCUCUUCUCGCGCUUCUUCGGCGGAGGCGGACACUCUGGACACGCGCCUGGUCAUCGCCGUGGGCCGGAUAUGGAGGUCCGGGCAUCGCUUCCACUGCGGGAUUUCUAUAACGGGCGGGAGAUUGAUUUCCUGGUGGAGAAGCAGCAGAUUUGCGAUGCGUGCGAAGGGACCGGGUCUAAGGAUCAUCAGGUUGAGACUUGUGAUCGGUGUGCGGGGCGGGGAAUGGUUAUUCAGAAACAUAUGCUUGCGCCUGGGAUGUUCCAGCAGGUGCAGAUGCAGUGUGAUAAGUGUCAUGGGCAAGGGAAGCAGAUUAAGAACCCGUGUCAUGUGUGCAGUGGGAGUCGGGUUGUUCGGAAGCAGGUUGAGACGAGUGCGGUGAUUGAAGCGGGCAUGGGCAAGGGGACGAGAUUGGUAUUUGAGAAUGAGGCUGAUGAGAGCCCGGACUGGAUUGCUGGUGAUUUGAUUGUUGUUCUUGAUGAGAAGGAGGCAGAGCUUGGGAGUGAGGAGGAGGAGAAGACGGAUGGGACUUUCUUCCGGAGGAAGGGGAAGGAUCUUUUCUGGAAAGAGAGUCUUUCACUUCGGGAGGCGUGGAUGGGAGACUGGACUCGCAAUAUUACGCAUCUUGAUGGCCAUGUUGUUCGUCUUGGACGUUCUCGUGGCCAGGUCGUGCAGCCUUUGGCUGUUGAGACUGUCAAUGGCGAGGGCAUGCCGCAUUACUCGGAAGGUCAUUUGCAUGAUCACAACGAGAAUGAUGAACCUGGCAAUCUCUAUAUCGAGUAUACUGUCGUCCUGCCCGACCAGAUGGAGAGUGGGAUGGAGAAGGACUUCCACGCGCUCUGGGAGAAGUGGCGGAAGAAGAUCGGCGUUGAUCUGGCGAAGGACUCUGGCCGUCCGGUCGUGCCUCCGCCGGCGGAGGGGAAAGAUGAACUGUGA